AUGUUAUCAGUGUGUGGUGGAAUAGGUGUUUAUUUUGGAUUUGUAAAAAAGCAAAAUUCCACUCAAGAUUACUUGAUGGGAGGUAGGAAUAUGAAAAUAGUCCCAGUGUGUUUUUCUCUAGUAGCUAGCUUCAUUUCAGGUAUAUCAUUAUUAGGAAUACCAACAGAGCUGUAUAUCUAUGGGACAGCGUAUGUUUUUUCUCAUAUAGGGGCUUUGUUGAUGUCCAUUGUAAUAUCGUAUACUUUUAUUCCGGUAUUAUAUGAAUUACAACUUACAUCUGUUUAUGAGUACUUAGAACUGCGUUACGAUAAAAGGACAAGAUUAUUUGGAUCUGUAAUUUUCAGCGUUUAUUUGAUGGCUUGGCUUCCUAUAGUUAUUUAUGUUCCAGCGUUAGCUUUUAAUCAAGUGACCGGUAUAAAUAUACAUAUUGUAUCGCCUCUGGUGUGUAUCGUUUGCAUCUUUUAUACAUGUGUGGGAGGUCUCAAAGCAGUUGUAUGGACCGAUGUAAUACAGACAAUUGUUAUGAUUGGGGCUAUUAUAUUGGUCAUAGUUAAAGGAACUAUUAUAGUCGGAGGUCUAGACGAAGUAAUUGCAAGAAAUUGGGAAACCAAUAGAAUAGAAUUCCCAAGUUUUGCUUUAGAUUUGACAGAGCGCCAUUCCAUAUGGUCGGUGACAAUAGGAUCCAUGUUUUAUUGGAUCGGCAAUAUAGCAACUAAUCAAUCUAUGAUGCAAAGAUUCCUCGCGCUAUCAGAUUUAAAGAUGUCGAUAAGUAUAAGUGAAGAUUCUUCCGAAUUAUCUGAUUCCUCUUCUUGCUCGAGUUCCCAUAACGUGGAAACGGUGGCAGUGGAGGUUCAUGAGCAGGAGCCGCAACGGGCCAAGUCAAGUGCCCUGCCAACCACGCCUGCUCCUUGCCAAACACAGCGAAAACGGAAGCUUUCAGGCUCAAAGGAGCGCAGUGAAAAAAGGAGAAAACGUCUUGAAGAAACCAUACAUUAUUUGGCUCAACAAGUAAGUGGUAUACAAAAUUAUAUUGCGAACAGUAGCGUUGCUUUUCAACCUACAUGUCACUCUAGUGCUUACGUGCCUGACCAAGGACAAAACAUAGAUAUUGAUUCAGAUAUUAGUGCAGAUGUUAGUGGUGAACUAUAUACCCGUGAGAAUUGUACGCAGGAGCCAGUGCAGACUUCUGAAUUGCCCGUUAGUUUCAAUUUUUCUCUGAAUACUGUGUUGAAAGAACCAACAAUACAAAAGUCUUCUCAGGCUCGCGUAAAGUUAAUUAAUUCAAUACAACAUUUUGAUACUGAAGAUUGGAACAACGUACGCUAUGCAGAAGUGCAAAAGCAGUACUGUUCUGCUCCGGGUUUUACAUAUUUAGACACUAAUGAAGAAAUCAAAUCAUAUGAUAAAUAUUCAUCUCUUGCGCUUAUUGAGCGGGGUUUCGCUGCCAUUACACAGGCUCUUAUUAUGCAAAAUGAAGCCGCACAGAGCGCUUUUACAGCUUUAAUUGAGUGGGCAAGUUUCUCAGGUAAUAAUAUCACUGCUAAAUCACUGCAUGAAAAAGUGAAUGAAUUAUUUAUAAAAGGAAAUUUUCAAAAAAUUAGUAGCGAUGUUUUACAGUUAGCUUGUGGUCACAGAGCUGAAUUAGUACAACAAAGGCGUGAUAAUAUUUUGCGUUCAGUAAAAGAUAGUUUUUUGAAGUCAAGUUUCCGUAAAAUCCCUCCCACUAGUGAGAAUCUUUUUAAUAAGGAAUCUUUCACUACUGCUAUCGAAAAAUCUGGGGGUAUGUCUAAAGUUUUCUGGCAGCUCCGAGCGCCGACACAAAAUAAAGCUGCUGCGCAAGCACAGCCCCAUCAGCAGACUCAGGUCACACCUAGUCAUGCAAUGAGAAUGCCUAGUGCAGUUAAUUGUUACUAUCCUCAAUUUGAUUAUAUAAAUAGGCCACCUUUCCAAGGUGCCUGGAAUACUUUUAAUGUUAAUAGUCAAGGACGAGAAUACGUCCGCCCUACCUUUAGAUCAAAUCAGCUGCAACAAUUAAGGCCCUUUCGUCAAAGGCCAGGAUCACAAAAUUUUCAAAAUUCAGAGAUGUACUCAAACGCAGCCAGGCCUCCAUUAGUAAUACCAGACCUAGUCUCCCAUCGUUUUCAAACUCCAGUAUCGAAAGACAUGGACUUAAUUAUAGACCAAUUAAUGAAAAUGGGGGUCAUAGAGCCGACUCCGCUCAGCCCCAGUUUUGUGUCACAAAUAUUUCUAAUACCGAAGGACGACGAUCCAUGCAUCCAAUAUUCAAUU
Brenthis ino (lesser marbled fritillary) is the source of this 2289-nucleotide messenger RNA. The record is from the annotation of a GenBank genome assembly. NCBI's taxonomy places the organism in Eukaryota, Metazoa, Arthropoda, Insecta, Lepidoptera, Nymphalidae.